AAAUCGAGAAGCAGAAGUGGAUGGCAGUGCAGCCCCGCCCAUCUGCUCGGCUUUUUCUGUUGGUUGGCGGAGGUGGGCGGAGCGUCGAGUUGCGCGUCCAUUGGCUGUUUGGCGGGGCUACGCGAGCCGGGCUGUACGGAAAGGCCUGACCACGCAGUGAUUGGGUCUGUGCUGCCUGCCUGGGGUUGUUGUGGUCGUGGUCGGGUCUCCGCUCCAGGGCCGGGGAAAAUGGUGCUGGGUGGUUGCCCGGUGAGUUACUUACUUCUGUGCGGCCAGGCAGCUUUGCUGCUGGGGAAUUUACUUCUCCUGCAUUGUGUAUCUCGGAGCCACUCGCAAAAUGCGACCGCCGAGCCUGAGCUCACAUCCGCUGGCGCCGCCCACCUGGAGGGCCCCGCGGGUGCUGCGAGCUGGGAAUAUGGCGACCCCCAGUCUCCGGUCAUCCUCUGCUCGUACCUACCUGAUGAAUUUAUAGAAUGUGAAGACCCAGUGGAUCAUGUUGGAAAUGCAACUGCAUCCCAGGAACUUGGUUAUGGUUGUCUCAAGUUCGGCGGUCAGGCCUACAGCGAUGUGGAACACACUUCAGUCCAGUGCCGCGCCCUAGAUGGAAUUGAGUGUGCCAGUCCUAGGACCUUCCUACGAGAAAAUAAACCUUGUAUAAAGUAUACUGGACAUUACUUCAUAACCACUUUACUCUAUUCCUUCUUCCUGGGAUGUUUUGGCGUGGAUCGAUUCUGCUUGGGACACACUGGCACUGCAGUAGGGAAGCUGUUGACACUUGGAGGACUUGGGAUUUGGUGGUUUGUUGACCUCAUUUUGCUAAUUACUGGAGGGCUGAUGCCAAGUGAUGGCAGCAACUGGUGCACUGUUUACUAAAAAGAGCUGCUGUCAAGGCCCAGGGAGGCAGGUGAAAGCUCUGUCUUCUGAAUUCAUCUCUGCAGACUCAAACUCUUCUUUGAUAUCAGACCUGAUGUUAUUUUCCCUCUUUUGAGGUUUUGGUUAAGAAGGCUUCUUUGAACUUCAGAAUUUCAACCCAGAUUUUACCUUACAGACUAGAAAUGACAAGCAAAAAGUGUUGUGGGGAUCAAAUUGUACCUUUCCUCGUGCACAAAACAUAAAGGAUAGUGACGAGUUUACAAGCUGUGGAUGAGUUUCCAGAGUCUUCCUUUCUGUACACUGCUAUAUGUUCAGUCCGUCAGAGCAAGUGGAUUUAACAAGUUGAGCCAAGUGAAUACUUGUAUCCAUAUUCCUUUUGUGACCCUGGGUCUAUCUACAAGGAGAUUUGAAGCUGAACAAUGAAAAUCUUCAGCAGAAGUGGAAAUGGCCAUGGAAUGUAAUACACACUGAAAGUCUGACUUUCUGAAUCUAAAUGCAGUAUAAAUUUUGCCAACCUGGAGUACUGACUGUAUGAGUAUUUUCAGUAUGAGGAGUAAACUCAAAAUUGUAUUUGUUUUGCAG
This is a messenger RNA of Cebus imitator (Panamanian white-faced capuchin), 1455 nucleotides long. RefSeq names its product TM2 domain containing 2 (gene TM2D2). The transcript has 4 exons. Lineage: Eukaryota; Metazoa; Chordata; Mammalia; Primates; Cebidae. Bases 229 to 873 code for a protein of 214 amino acids. The record is from RefSeq and is a predicted model, not a curated record.